Molecule: messenger RNA, 2009 nt
Organism: Telopea speciosissima
Lineage: Eukaryota; Viridiplantae; Streptophyta; Magnoliopsida; Proteales; Proteaceae
Product: ankyrin repeat-containing protein ITN1-like
Exons: 4
Coding region: 157-1911 (584 amino acids)
Cellular component (GO): plasma membrane
Molecular function (GO): protein phosphatase 1 binding; protein phosphatase regulator activity
Source: RefSeq, a predicted model, not a curated record
UUCCGUCAUCGGCAGCUGCUGGUUCCUUCGCUGCUGGUUCCUUUGCUAACCUUUCUCUUUCCUUAUCCUGUCUCUUUCCCUCCUUCAAAACCCUAGAAAUAGCAGCUCAUGUUUUCUAGUUGAGAUGAAAUUCUAGGGUUUGGUUGAAGAGCAAACAUGGGUUUGGAAAUCGAAGAAGGUGGGGAGAGAGAUUUGGAGAAGGGUAUGAGCCCGAGCCCUUCAGCCGAGCCUCUGCCUUCGCCUUCUCCGUUGCCGACGGCGGCUUCUUCGGCGCCGGCCCUGGUUCUAUCGAAUUCCGGUAAGAGGAUGGAUCAGGCAGGGAAGAAGAAGUACGUAAAACAGGUGACCGGUCGGCAUAAUGACACGGAACUUCAUUUGGCGGCGCAGCGAGGUGAUCUAAUGGCUGUGAAGCAGAUUCUCGCUGACAUCGAUGCCCAGAUGGUCGGUACGAUGAGCGGGUCCGAUUUUGAUGCUGAGGUGGCCGAGAUUCGGUCGGCGGUCGUGAAUGAGAUCAACGAGCUCGAAGAAACUGCGUUGUUUACGGCUGCCGAAAAGGGACAUCUCGAUGUGGUGAAGGAGCUUCUCAAGUAUUCGACCAAGGAGUGCAUUUCUAGGAAGAAUCGCUCUGGCUUCGAUCCAUUACAUAUAGCUGCUAUUCAAGGAUACCAAGCUGUUGUCCAGGUGCUAUUAGAACAUGACCCAGGACUAAGCAAGACACUUGGCCCCUCAAAUUCUACCCCUCUCAUAUCUGCUGCACAUAGAGGACACACGGCAGUAGUUAAUGAAUUGCUUUUGAAAGAUUCUAGCCUGCUUGAGAUUUCUCGUUCCAAUGGGAAAAAUGCUUUACAUUUUGCUGCUCGACAAGGGCAUGUUGAAAUUGUAAAAGUAUUACUGGACAAGGAUCCACAGUUAGCACGGAGGACUGACAAGAAAGGACAAACAGCUUUGCACAUGGCUGUAAAAGGGGUAAGCUGUGAGGUGGUGAAACUGCUUCUUGAAGCAGAUGCUGCUAUAGUGAUGCUCCCUGACAAGUUUGGUAACACAGCAUUACACGUGGCCACCAGAAAAAAACGAGCAGAGAUAGUAAAUGAGCUUUUGAAUCUUCCUGACACGAAUGUCAACGCCCUAAACCGAGAGCACAAGACAGCCUUUGACAUCGCUGAAGGACUCCCUCCUUCUGAAGAAUCUGCUGAAAUAAAGGAAUAUUUGGCCCGCUUUGGUGCUGUGAGAGCAAAUGAGCUAAACCAGCCAAGGGAUGAGCUGAGGAAGACUGUGACGGAGAUUAAGAAAGACGUCCAUACCCAGCUGGAACAGACUAGAAAAACCAACAAGAAUGUCCAUGGGAUUGCCAAGGAGCUCAGGAAGCUGCAUAGAGAAGGAAUCAACAAUGCCACCAAUUCUGUUACUGUGGUGGCGGUGCUCUUUGCAACAGUGGCUUUUGCAGCUAUCUUCACUGUACCUGGUGGAGAUUAUGAUAGUGGGAUGGCAGUGAUGGUGAGCACUGCUUCAUUCAAGAUCUUCUUCCUAUUUAACGCAGUUGCACUCUUUACGUCUUUGGCAGUCGUCGUGGUACAGAUCACGCUGGUUAGAGGGGAGACAAAAUCAGAGAGGCGGGUUGUGGAGGUGAUUAACAAGUUGAUGUGGUUGGCAUCAGUGUGUACAUCAGUGGCGUUUAUUGCGUCCUCGUAUAUAGUGGUUGGCCGACAUUCUGAGUGGGCAGCAAUUCUGGUUACCGUCAUUGGUGGGGUCAUAAUGGCAGGAGUUCUUGGCACCAUGACAUACUAUGUAGUGAAAUCCAAGCGAACCCGAUCUAUCAGAAAGAAGGAGAAAUAUUCAAGGAGGAGUGGGUCAAACUCUUGGUAUCACUCUGAGUUAUCUGAUUCAGAGGUCAAUCCAAUUUAUGCCCUAUAGAUGGGUCCUCGGAUUGGACAUCAAUGGUACUGUUUUAUGAUUGUUCAUGUGUAAUGCCUGAAACCCCCCCCCCCCCCCAACCCACUCUUCUCCCCAAA